GACAUCUGUGCCUGUUGUUAAUAUCCCUGCUACACGGUUGCAGUCAUAAGUCGAAUCGCGAGUCUACCACUGCCAGCCCUCGGUCUAGUGUUGAGACGUUCACCACUGAAGAGACCGGGGAGCCUAUGCGACGUGGUCAGGUGCAGUGGAAUGAGGGGCAGAGGAGCACGAAUGCGGUCACUAUUACUCUCGAUCAUCGUAUGACGGACCAUAGCAAGUACCAAACCAUCCACGGUUUUGGAGGGUCCUUCACCCAGGCAGCAGCGUAUCUCUAUAAAAAUCUCGACAGAUCGACUCAAGAGCAGUUCAUGAAACUAGUUUUCUCUCCAGAGGGGUUACACUAUAGUUUAGGCAGAGUACCCAUCAACUCCUGCGACUUCUCUCCUGAAAC
Perkinsus marinus ATCC 50983 is the source of this 391-nucleotide messenger RNA. RefSeq names its product glucosylceramidase, putative. The record is from RefSeq and is a predicted model, not a curated record. Gene Ontology annotation, molecular function: glucosylceramidase activity. Lineage: Eukaryota; Perkinsozoa; Perkinsida; Perkinsidae. Gene Ontology annotation, biological process: glucosylceramide catabolic process. The transcript has 4 exons. The annotation marks the transcript as partial.